This is a messenger RNA of Hemicordylus capensis (graceful crag lizard), 4097 nucleotides long. It is a transcript of the gene CCNG1, whose product is annotated as cyclin G1. Bases 286 to 1173 code for a protein of 295 amino acids. NCBI's taxonomy places the organism in Eukaryota, Metazoa, Chordata, Lepidosauria, Squamata, Cordylidae. The transcript has 7 exons. Gene Ontology annotation, biological process: mitotic cell cycle phase transition; regulation of cyclin-dependent protein serine/threonine kinase activity. Gene Ontology annotation, cellular component: cytoplasm; nucleus; cyclin-dependent protein kinase holoenzyme complex. Gene Ontology annotation, molecular function: cyclin-dependent protein serine/threonine kinase regulator activity. The record is from RefSeq and is a predicted model, not a curated record.
GCGGAGUCAACAGCCGGAGUAGCCGAGAUGGAAAGGAAGUUUGCUUUGUUCAGCGCUUCGCUUAGCAUUUGAAGGCAGCUGUGCUGCCUCUUCUCUUAAUAAAACACAUACACGUUUUGUUUUAUGCAAAGCAGGCAGCCUGUAGCACGAUUUAUUUAUUUAAUUUAAAUUAUCUAUUUGGAGCAUAGCCCUUAAUUUAUUUUUAACUUAACGUCAGCUCAGAGAAUCACCAGCCUUGACCAAGAGCCUGCAAUUCUUUUUUUUUUCUUUCGCCGCCUGUUCAAGAUGAUUGAAAUGCUUGUGACAAGUGGAACUCUGGAAUUGCUGCAUCAGCUGAAUGUGCUGCUGGAACAGGAGUUAAGAUGUCAGCCAAGGUUUUCUGGCCUGAGAAUAAUUGAAUCUGCUCAUGAUAACGGGCUCCGAAUGACUGCAAGGUUGCGAGACUUUGAAGUGAAAGACCUACUUAGUUUAAGUCAGUUCUUUGGCUUUGAUACAGAGACAUUUUCUCUUGCUGUGAACUACUUGGACAGGUUUUUAUCAAAAAUGAAGGUACAGCCAAAACACUUGGGCUGUGUUGGGCUAAGCUGCUUCUACCUGGCUGUGAAAGCAACGGAAGAAGAGAGAAAUAUUCCAUUAGCCACUGACUUAAUCCGACUAAGUCAGUACCGGUUCACGGUUUCUGACCUGAUGAGAAUGGAGGAGAUUCUUCUAGACAAACUUUGUGGGAAAGUGAGAGCAACAACUGCUUUUCAGUUCCUGCAGCUCUUUCACUCAGUCCUGCAUGACAACCUAAGCUGCGACAGGAAAAAACAGCUUAAUUUUGAGAGACUUGAAGUUCAGCUUAAGGCAUGUCACUGCAGAAUUGUCUUUUCUAAAGCAAAGCCAUCUGUGUUGGCUCUUUCAAUAAUGGCUCUGGAAUCUGAAGAAGAGAAGCUGCUGGAGCUGAUGGAGAUGAUAGAAUGUCUCAGAAUACAUUCCAAGAUAAAUGGCAGAGAGCUGUUCUUUUGGAAAGAACUUGUGUCAAAGUGCCUCACAGAAUAUUCCUCAAGCAAGUGCUCCAAACCAAAUGUUCAGAAGCUAAAAUGGAUUGUGUCUGGUCGCACAGCACAGCAACUAAAGCACAGCUACUACAGGAUAGCCCAUCUUCCCACUAUCCCAGAAACUGGUUCCUAGAAGAGACAAUCCUGAAGAGAGAAGAUGGAGCAUGACCUGGCAAACUUAAGGGCAAGGAUCUAUUUUAUGCUGAAGCAGAGAACCUUUUGGAACUCUGACCCUGCUGAAAGCCUAAUUCCAGGAUUGAGAACACGGUGGCCUUUUGGUGCCUGCCUCUGUGCUAGGGGGCCAUACAGCAUGUUGCAAGAGGACUGCUUUUUUUACUCCUUUCAGGAUUCCUAAUAAGAAAACUGUGAAGACAUAUUUUUAAAACGCCUGAGCCUAAAACACCAAAACAUGGCAGCUAUUCUAGUGUUUAAUCCAGACUCCCUGGGACACUGAAGUAUACAACACCAGUAGCAUGUGAUCUCAAACAUUUCUGUUAAUAUAGUACUUCCUGGACCAGAUACUAGCUUGUAAAAAAGCACACUGAACAGGACAAACGGCUAAUACAUAGUUGAAACAUUAAAUUUUGUGCAAUGCAUCACUGCAGACUAGAGCACUAUGAAGUACUAUCUACUUAAAGCAGAUGCUAACUUGGCUGUGGCUCAUUGUGAUAGUCUUUAAGACAAGGCAGCAUAGCUUUCUUUUUUAAAGCCUCUCAAUUUAAUCCAGCAUUCUAAAGUGCAUCAUGGUUUCAAGCAAUCAGAGGAAUAUGAAAUGGAAGCAAAUGUUUACAGCAGAACUAGAUAAUAUGGGGAUUUUAAGUGCCUCAGCUACAUGGCUGGGCUUGCCCUCUUCCCAAGUUUUUGCCUAAAUAACAAAACAUGUUAAAACAAUAGAGUAUUCUAUGUUAUGGGAGAAGCACCAGUCAAUACAAGGUCCAUCAAGUGUAAAUGCUGCUUUAUCGAGCACUCCCCACUGCCCUCGAAGAAUAACUACUUGUCUAGUUUCAAACCUUAAAAAUGUUCACUAAAAACAUAGUUUAGGUUAAAGGACAACUGAGGAUGCUGACAAUCAGGCCUGUGGAAUACUUAGCUCUGAAUAUCCAGUUGAACAAUUUGCAUAGCCUCUGGUGCUGUGUGAAAGCAAUCAUUCCUCCACGCAACCCUCAAGGUGACCACUCCCCUCUCUGCACUGUUGUGCUUUUUCUUUGCACCUGUGGAGCCCAUUAAAGAAAAAUGCAACCUAGCAACAUCUGGGAAGGUGCAUGGAGAGUACUCGGAAGUGGAGUUCUUUCCAGCACUUUCCCUAUAGAGCUCAAUGGGGAAUCCACAUCAUUCCCUGUGCUCCUUCCCAGAUGUUGCUGGGUCUUGGUUUCUCUUUUAAGAGGCUCCACCAGGACUGAGAAAAGCACAGCAGUGCACAGUGGAAACAGUGGCCUUCACAUAGUGCCAGGUAGGCUGUGUGUAUUAUCCAGAGUCAAAUAUUUACAGAGCCUUACUGAUUGUCUAAAACCUAGAACUACAAACUGAGAGGAGACACUUCAUGCAUGGUAUGAGGGUAAACAUUUCCCCAGUUUGGCAAGUAGAAAAUGGGUGCAUCUUGGUGUGCCUUUCGUGUCUGAUGCAGCAAAAUGCUGGAUUAAGUUGACUUCCUAAAAUAGAGCUUGGUGCUGUACUUGGUUAAAAUAGCCGUCUUAACUAGCUUGUAGACUCACAGUAAUCAGCUUCUACUAUUUUCUACUGGAAAUGUGACUUACUAGCUGAAGUAAUUGUAUUUUGCACUCGUGAAUAUGGGCUGACAUGAUAAAGAUAAGUAGUCUCAUUAAAGCUAGGUACUACUAACAUGUCCUUUUUAAUUUCAAGGGAUUCAUUCUAGGUAAUUUUUUCCUUAUGUCAGCCAUGGAAUGGGCUCAGUGUGGUCGUCUUAAUGUCAAUAUAAGCCAGGCUGUAAUUGCUGCCUUGGCAGAAGCCCACAUAUGACUAUAGGUAGGCUUGGCUGUUCAGAUGUGGUGGAGAGCUAACUCAGGGUAACAUUUGGCAUCAUAACCACAUAAGAGCUGUAGGAUGAAGAUGAGAGCACAGCUCUUGACUCCUGGAAAGUCCUUGUAAGGUAAGCUAAAGAUGCCAAACUGCCAUGUUUCCAUAUGGCUGUGAUGUGUUGAAACUUUUAAAUCAGGGAUUCUCAGACUUGGGUCUCCAGAUGUUAUUGGACUUCAACUCCCAUAAUCCCCAGCCCCAGUGGCCUUUGGCUGGGGAUUAUGGGAGCUGAAGUCCAAUAUCAUCUGGGGACCCAAGUUUGAGAAACACUGAUUUAAAUUAACUUGUCAAAGUGAUACUUGGUAUUAUAGCAUCUUGCCCAUCUUGACUGACUAGCUGAGUAGGACUAGUGGCAAAGCUAUUUUGGGUGGAAUCUGCUCAGUCCUGACUUGCUACUAUGUUGACUGGAAUGGUGUCGUGGACUAGCAGGCUUGCCAGGAACCAUUAACUUGAGUCUGCAGACACUCGUACCUGCUAAACUGUCAUCUAAAAGGUGUAUAGAAAAAUGUGUGAUCAGUGUUAAAAUCCCAGAGGCAAUCAGUUCCUCAUUUGUACUCUUGUAUAAUAAUAUUCUAUCUUUGAGGGAUUACUUAAGUGUUUGGCUACUGCUUAAUGGCUCUUAGGGUUUUGAUGUAUCAGGGCUACAUUGUUUCCUGAUCUGGCUUGGUAUGAUGCCAAUUACAAAAAUCUAAGGAUUCCUAUUGUUCCUGGGUCUAAUCCAGCCUUGACUUCUACCUCAUUACAAGCUACUUUUCAAUAGAAUGAAUGGUAACUCUGGUAAGAUUGAAUUACUUAAACCAUUUGGUUUGCAAAUGAUCAUCAUAGUAUUAAACUUUUUAAUGUGUGGAUUUUCCCUAACUUCUGCCUUUGCCAUCUUGAUGAAGAAUGGUGGGGAACAGACGAUAAAAAUGAAAAAUUGUAUUUUAGUGUGAGGGAGGAAAUACUGUAACUAGUUAUCAAAAGUGCCAUUAUGUCUUAAGCAGCAAGCAUACUUUUCAAUAAAACACACUGAGACUGUCUAAA